Molecule: messenger RNA, 1062 nt
Organism: Rotaria sordida
Lineage: Eukaryota; Metazoa; Rotifera; Eurotatoria; Philodinida; Philodinidae
Source: the annotation of a GenBank genome assembly
AUGAUUAAUUCAGGUGAAACAAACGAACAAUCUUGUUUAAGUCCUCUUGAUUCUGCUCGUUUUAUAAUGGAACGAGCUCGACAUGUUUCAAUAAAUAUAUCUGCUCUUCAAAAAUUGGCUAAUAUGAUCUCAUGUGCAAUGAUGAAUGGAGAAUGUACACCAGAUGAUUGGAUUGGAUCAGAUGUGGGACCACCAAAAGGAGAUGAUCAAUUAACAAUUGAUUGGAUAUUUUUGAUAACUAGUUUAAAUUUUUCAUUUUGGACUGAUGAUAAUCAACAUGAAUCAUAUUGUCGAAAAUAUAAAAAUAAAAUCUAUUAUGGUUAUGAAGCAUUAUGUGUAUCAAUAAAUCAAGCAUUAGAUGAAGGGAUUGAUAUAAUUAAUGCUCAAUAUUAUUCUCAUAUAACAAUUGAUCAAUUAAAAUAUAUAUUUCGAUCAAUAGAGAAUUCAUCUCAAUUACCAAUGUUAAACGAAAGAUUAAAUAUUUUACAUGAAACUGGAUCAGUACUUGUUAAAGAAUAUGGUGGACAUUUCACUCGCUGUAUUGAACAAAGUGGUGGAAGUGCUGUUGAUCUUGUCGAAUUAAUUGUGAAAAAAUUUCCUUCUUACAGAGAUGAAGCUGUUUAUGAUGGACAACGAGUCAGCUUUUAUAAACGAGCACAAAUUUUAGUUGCUGAUAUUUGGGGAUGCUUUAAUGGACAUGGUUUCGGUCAUUUUACUGAUAUGGAUGGUUUAACAAUGUUUGCUGAUUAUCGUGUUCCACAAGUACUAUCUCAUGAAGGUGUUCUUGUUUAUUCAAAUGAAUUAAAACGUCGACUUGAAAAAAAAGAAGAAAUUCCAUAUGGAGAUUCAGAUGAAUGUGAAAUACGUGCUGGAUCAAUCUUAGCUGUACAUCUUAUUGUUAAUCAAGCAAAUGAAAAAAUUCCUUUAGAAAAGGAUACAGGAGAAGGUGGACCAAGAUUAAAUGCACCAGUUGUUGAUGUUUAUUUAUGGCGAAGAAGACGAGAACUAACUCACUUAUACAAACAAACACCUUUUCAUCGUACAAGAUCAAUUUUUUAUUAA